This is a messenger RNA of Podarcis lilfordi (Lilford's wall lizard), 5074 nucleotides long. Lineage: Eukaryota; Metazoa; Chordata; Lepidosauria; Squamata; Lacertidae. The record is from the annotation of a GenBank genome assembly.
CAUUGGUCUACCUAGCUCAGGCCUGUUUACACAGAGUAGCAGUGGCUCUCCAGGAUUUCAGAUAGGGGUCUGCCCCACCUAAGCAGAUGCUCUACCAUUGGGUUUUACAGAAUCUUUAAAGAAGAAGUACACAGAGUAAUUGUCCAAUCAUUAUAGGCAACAGAAGGUUGCCUGGUACCGGGGCAAUAGCUUCAUUGAUGCAUUGGGAAACUGAGGUGGGGCUCCAGAAACCUGCAACAGGGUAGCAAACUACAAGAAGAAAGCAGCUGGAGGAAAUGACUCCUAGUUUCAGUUGUCUCUACAAAAAGGCACAGGGUAUGGGAAACAAGCAAGAUGAAUUGGAGCUUUUAAUACAGGAUGACAAAUAUGACCUAGAAAGUGAGUAGGCAUUGCCUUGGAGUUCAAGAUUUCUUUAACAGAUUGGAGAACUGGGUUAACAAAAUGAAUUUCAAUAGGGACAAAUGUAAGGUUCUGCACUUAGGAAGUACAAACUUCACAAAUAUAAGCUGAAGGACACCUGGCUUACUAGGAUCUAGCCAUCUUAGUGGAACUCAAGCUUCACUUGAGUGAACAGUGUGAUGCAGUUUUUGGUGUGUGUGUGUUUGAGUCAAUUUCUUUAUUGGUUUAAUUAAAUCUAGCUGUAAGCUGCCUUGUUGCUCCCUAGCACAGAAAGACAGGGAACCUAAGUUUCCUUAAACAGAUUGACAAAAAAUGGUACACAGCAAAACGCUUUGAUGUCCAACUCUCAUUGCAGUGUUGUACCAAAAUACUAUCAGCAAAUUCUGGCCUUGGUGUUUGCAGUCCAGGAAAUCAACAAGAAUUCCAAUCUAUUACCUAAUGUCACAUUAGGAUUCCACAUCUUUGAUAGUUACUUCAGUGAAAGGAUGACCUACUGGGCCACUUUGGAGCUACUCUCUACACACUAUAGAUUUGUACCCAACUACCAGUGUGACAAACAGAAAAAUCUGAUGGCAGUCGUUGGGGGACUUGACUUUGAGAUUUCCCUCCACAUGGCAGCCAUCUUAGGUGUCUACAAGAUUCCCCAGGUAAGAGUCAAAGAUGGUGACUUCCCCUCAUUCUUCUUUCCUCUGUCCAGUUGUAAAAAGUUUUGCAUUCCAUAAUAGCCCUCUUGACAAUUUCAGAUUGUAUUCAAUAAAAGCUUUCAUCCGCCUUCAUCCAUUUCCCAACCUUUGCAUGUUCUUCAGAGGGUAUGAAUGGAACAUUUUGCAGAUACAGUUGAACACACCUAGUCUAUGCAUGCGAACAGCUUGUUCUGCCGGCCUCUGGUAGACUCCAACCAGGAUGAAUUACGGCGGCUGCUCAAUAGUCGCUUGCACAUUACUUUAAUUAAUUUGACCUGGAGAGUUUGGGGCUGUCACUGCUGCCAUCAACAGCUCACUGGUUAUCUACCUAGUUAAAUCAGAGACACUGAGAGAGCUUUUAUAUUCUUUUACUUUAAUUCACAGGAAGUCAUGAAAGUACACUCUUGAGCUGCCACCAAACCAGCUAUUGCUUCCUAGAAAUCAGACCUCUCCUGCUGCCUAUGGUGGCUGCUAAGAAGAAUUCUCUUUUGGGUUCUGCAGAGUAUGUCUGGUCCUUCUGGAAGGACGAGGCUCUGACAAACUCUGCUGAGAGAGAAUGUCACUUGGCUGCUGUACUGUUUCUAAGAAAUCUGACUCUUGUCUUUGUUGAUUGCUACCUUGCUCUGGAUCUUCAUCACCUAUUAUUUCCCAGGUCCUUUUUCCUUCUUGGGUGUGACCCGUCUCAAACCACCACACCAUACUCUCCUCCCUCCCUUCUCUCUGGAAUGUUAUUGGGGUACCACUCCUCCUCAUCUGCCCAUUCUCUGACGGGCUUACUAAGACAGUGGGUCCAAAGCACAAUUGUUUUAUCAUUGCUAUCCACACAUAAUCAAUGUUUCCACUGCUUUAAUGGGAAAUAAGUGUCUGUUUCCUUCUAGCUCACUUAUGGCUCCUUUGCCCCAGAGGAUGCUGGUGAAAGCCAAUCCACUCCCUUCUACCGGAUGGUGCCCAAUGAAGCCCAUCAGUACACUGGGAUUGUUGAGUUACUUCUUCACUUUGAAUGGACGUGGGUUGGGUUGUUCGCGUUGGAUAGUGAGAGUGGAGAGAAAUUCAUGGAAAUCCUGCAAACUCUGCUUUUCCAGAGAGGCAUUUGCUUGGCCUUUUCAGAGAGAACUCCAAAAGGCUCAUAUUUUGAAGAGUAUUAUGACAUGAUUCCCCAGUGGCUCCAAGCCUAUCAUGAUAUUGCAGAAAGCAAAGCCAAUGCUGUCAUUGUCUAUGGAGAAGCCAAGUCCUUCUGUUUUUUGCAACUAUGGCUAGCAGCAGGGGGUGCAGAAAAUGUGACAUCUAUGGAGAAGGUAUGGAUUAUGAGUGCUCAUCUGGAUUUCUCAGCAGUGGCCUUUCAAAUGAGCCAGGCUAUGCAACCAUUUCAUGGCUCCAUCUGCUUCACAGUGCACUCAAAGGAGGUGCAAGGAUUCAAGACCCUUCUUCGCUCCCUCAAUCCUUUCAUGGCAGGUGAAGAUGGUUUUCUUCAGCAGUUCUGGCUGCAGACAUUCUAUUGUUUCUUUUCAAAAUCCAGUACUGAGUUCAGUGAACCCUGCACUGGACUGGAGAAGCUGGACAGCCUCCCCUCGUCUGGCUUUGAGAUGAGCAUGACUGGCCACAGCUACAGCAUCUACAAUGCUGUCUAUGUUGUGGCACAUGCCCUACAUGAUGCCAUGUACAGAUCCAGGGCAAAAGACAGAGGAAUUGUGAGAAGAUGGAGACCGCAGCUUCAGAAAUUGCAGCCUUGGCAGGUAAUGGUUCUUUUGUUGUUGUUGUAUAUAUUUUAAUUAUUAUAUCAUUUUAUAUUGUUGAUAAAACAAAGACAAACUGUCAGGGAAUUGCCAUCGGCUCAGGGGCAAGAGGGGAAAAGCCAAAUGGAUUACAGAGAGCCCCCAAAGAUUGUGGGAAGGAGCACUUCCUCAGCAGAGUAAGGUAGCCACGCCUCUAGUAGAGAGGAGAUGCAGGGCUCGAAGGAGGCGAGACGGUGCCAGGACACCUUGGCUGAGCAAAGCGGGGAGGAGAGAGGUCUCCCGUUACCCAUGCCUUCCUUGCGCAGUAGACUUCCGCGCUGAGAGGGGAGGCGCAGGAGCAGGGACUGAGCAACGGGAGCUCACCCUGUUGCAGGGAUUCGAACCACCGACCUUCUGAUCGGCAAGUCCUAGGCUCUGUGGUUUAGACUACAGCGCCACCUGCGUCCCACAUUAGCUUUAUACAUCAUAUUAAUUAUUAGAUUCAGUUCCCAAUAAUAAAAGGAUCCUUCUUACAUCCAAUAGCUUGUCUGCCCUUCCAUUCACUGACAUUCAAGGAACCCUUUGGUUUCUUAGUGCUUUCCAUGGCUGGGUGACCACUAGGUGCAAGACAGGUGCAGACAUGGCCAUUAUUGCUAUUAUAUUUUAUGAAAUUCUACACACCGUAGUUUAGAGGCAAUUGUAAUCUACAAUUGCAUGAAAUUAAUUUGAGUUUUAAACAAUUGUCCUUUUGGUUCCAUUUCAAUGCAGCUCCACCCAUUACUUAGGAGCAUCUCAUUUAACAACAGUGCGGGAGAAGAAGUGUCUUUCAAUGAGAAUCAGGAAUUAGAAACUGGAUUCGAUAUUACCAACUUGGUCACUUUCCCAAAUAACUCCUUCAUCAAAACCAAGGUUGGAUGGAUGAAUUUGGAUGCUCCCCUAGGAAAAGAGUUUUCCAUCAAUGAAGACAAAAUGGUGUGGCACAGGAGUUUUCAACAGGUGGGGAAUAUUUCAGCAAAUUGCAACCUAGAAGUAUCCUAAACUAAUGUCAUUGUGGCAUAGUUGGGGUUUGGAUCCUGUAUACUUUUGCACUUACUUCUUACGCAGGCUUGCACAAAUGUAGUGAAGCUGUCAACUAGAUAGGGACAUUAUCUUUUGUUCCAGUGCUAAAGAGAAUUAUUUAAAAUUUUGGAGAUGAGCUGAGUGGUAUCUAAGUCUAACCUGCAGAAAACCUCUUUAGAAAGCAGGCCAGGGGAGCUGGGCCUGCCGAUAGACAGGCCGACUUCAGGAGAAAACACUUGGCUGGUUAGGGAUAAUAAUGUUAAAACAUGAAUGGAUCAGAAAUUGUACAGCUUCUUCCUUAAAUUACACUUAGUCAUCUAAAACUGUUCCUUUUAACUGCAGGUUAAAACUCUGGUAAGUUUGCAAAAAUGUAUUUUUCCAAGCAAUUUGGUCAUUAAAGUUACUAUUCAUAUCUAAUCUCUCCCUUUCAAAAAAUAUUCUUGUUGAAAUGGCCAUAACUUCAACUGGGAUAUAAGGACAUAUUUAGUCAUAUUAGUAACAGAUGCCAUUAUGGCUCUUAGUCUGCAGUAAAAUGCAUUUGCAUUCAAAAUAUUCUUAGUAUUCAGUGUGCCAUUUCUCCAAUUCACUUAAUUGCUCAUAGCCCAGAAAAUGGAAUUCAGCUUUUCCAAAAGCCAAUCAUUUUCUGUGCACUUAACUGCUUUCAUACUUAAUUCAAAUUGGCAGGUGCCACCCCCCUCCCUUUGCAACAAAAAAUGCCCUCCUGGUUCCAGCAGAAAGUAGAAGGAGGGGAGAAAUUCUGCUGCUAUGACUGUGCCCAGUGUCCUGAAGGCAAGAUUUCAUUUCAGAAUGGUAUGAGGCACUAUAUACAUGUCGUAUUUUUUUGCUCUCAGCUGUGCAGUUCCUCACCACGAUCAGCCAGUGAUCAGGUUUGCAAAGGGACACAGCACUUGGAAACAGACCCAACCAUCAACUAAUCACCAGGGCUUGCAAAGUGCAAUUUUACCUGCCCUACUCCUAACAUCCUAGGUGUGAUUUGUCCUAAAAAGCACGAUGGGCAAGAGGUUCCCUAGCACUAGAUUGCCUGGACAGCGAUGGGGGCGGGGGAGUGGAGAUUUGUUCUGCCAAUGCACCUGUAGAGCACAGGUCUCCCACUGCCCUGCCCUGCCCCCUCACCAUCCAGCUAAGCAGCAGAGAAGGGAGCUCCAGGGCACUGCCUUCCCAUGCAGCUCACUCCUGAGGAACAUCUCCAGUACAGCCAGG